CCCGACGUUCGCCGGUGGCCUCUUCUCCAUCUCCAAGUCCUACUUUGAGCACAUCGGUACCUAUGAUAAUCAGAUGGAGAUCUGGGGAGGGGAAAACGUGGAAAUGUCCUUCCGGGUGUGGCAGUGUGGGGGCCAGCUGGAGAUCAUCCCCUGCUCUGUGGUAGGCCACGUGUUCCGUACCAAGAGCCCCCACACCUUCCCCAAGGGCACCAACGUCAUCGCUCGCAACCAAGUGCGUCUGGCUGAGGUCUGGAUGGACAAUUACAAGAAGAUUUUCUACAGGAGAAACCAGCAGGCAGCAAAGAUGGUCCAAGAGCAAUCCUUCGGGGACAUUUCGGAACGACUGCAGCUGCGGGAACGGCUACACUGUCACAACUUUUCCUGGUACCUGCACACCAUCUACCCAGAGAUGUUCGUUCCUGACCUGACACCCACCUUCUAUGGAGCCAUCAAGAACCUCGGCAUCAGUCAGUGCCUGGAUGUGGGCGAGAACAACCGUGGUGGAAAACCCCUCAUCAUGUACUCCUGCCAUGGCCUUGGCGGCAACCAGUACUUCGAGUACACGACCCAGAGGGACCUUCGCCACAACAUUGCAAAGCAGCUGUGUCUACAUGCCAGCGGGAGCACCCUGGGUCUUAGGAGCUGUCAAUUCACCGGCAAAGAUAGCCAGGUCCCCAAGGACGAGGAGUGGGAAUUGACCCAGGAUCAGCUCAUCAGAAAUUCAGGAUCUGGUACCUGCCUGACAUCCCAGGACAAAAAGCCAGCCAUGGCCUCCUGCAAUCCCAGCGACCCCCAUCAGCUAUGGCUUUUUGUCUAGGAUCCGGACCAUCCACAGAGGGAGCCCCCACAAGCCUCUCAGGAAACAGGAUUGCCGACAUCUGGGAACCUGAUCACCAGCUUUUCUGCAGGCUUUAGACAUGGAUUUCUAACCCAAUGGAUGUCAAGG
Molecule: messenger RNA, 946 nt
Organism: Carlito syrichta (Philippine tarsier)
Lineage: Eukaryota; Metazoa; Chordata; Mammalia; Primates; Tarsiidae
Gene: GALNT6
Product: polypeptide N-acetylgalactosaminyltransferase 6
Exons: 6
Coding region: 74-817 (247 amino acids)
Cellular component (GO): Golgi apparatus
Source: RefSeq, a predicted model, not a curated record